AAGAAGAAGGCGGAGCUCGGCUGUUGUGUUUGUUUCUUUAGCUCCAAACUUUGGUCCAACUUCACUGAAACCUGAAUUAAUCGAUUAUUUGAAGAAAAUCAAAGGAACCACGGGACUUGGCGGGGGUUCCCCCUGGACGGAGCCGGGCUGGUUCAUCGAGACUCGGGAAUCCGGAUCAUCCCCUCCAGCAGAGAGCGGUCUGUUAACAUGGACGGCCAGCAAGGAGCUCCGGGACUCUCUGGUGGACAUGUACACGGCUAAUCCCAAAGUGAACAUCGAGCUGCGACAGCGUCUGCCUUCACCCGGCCGUCAGAGAGCCGGCAGCCCCGACAGAUCCAGGAUCAGCAGGAGUGUGGAGCUCAGCGACGGGCCUGAAGCGCCUCGACACCUCCAGGAUCCUCCCACCUCCAGCUCCCCCUCCCCGCUGUCCCACAGGAGGUCUCUCUCUCCAGUCUCCCCCCUCUCCCACAGGAGGUCUGCCUCCCCCAUCUCCCCCCUGUCCCAUAGGAGGUCUCUCUCUCCUGCCUCACCCCUAAGAGGAGGUGUAGGGGACAUGGAGCUCGACCUCCCCCCCAGUCCUGGCCCCUCUCCACGGCCGGAGAGCAGAGGAGACGUCUCUGAUGGAGGUCGGGUGUCCAGAGGUCCUGGGAGUCCUGCUGUCAGAAGACACCUGGUGAAGACCGAGGACAGCUCUCAUCAGGAGGUCACGUUUGGACCAAUCACAGCGUCCAGUCGGGUUCAGACCUUUGACCGGGAUAAGAACAUCUCGUUUCUCCUGAAGGAGCUGGAUGCUCUGAGAGACAUCAACAAGAAGCUGCAGGAUCAGCUGGUCCAGAAGGAGAAGGAGCUGCAGAGGAGGGAGGUGGAAGAGGAGCUGAGAGAGGAGCAGAGGGAGGCCCAGAUCUGGGAGAGACCCACAGCCAUGUUAGGGGAGGUAUUAUCGGCCCAGAAGGACAGGGAUCAGGCUCUGAUGUCACGCCUCCUGCUGGCCAAUGAGGAGAGAGACGAGGCUCUGCUGAGAGCACGCCAACUGCAGCACGCUGCCGAGUACGGAACCCUCCGGCUGGACGGCGUUCACCUGGAGGACAGCGACAUGGAUGUGGAGGAGCUCCUUCAGAGCGUCUGUGACGCCGAGUCCAUGCAGGAGGUCCAGCAGUUUGGCGCCGCGUUGGUUCAGCGUCUGCAGCUGGCGAAGCAGCGGAGAUGUGAUAUCACGGCGCAGGAGAUGAAGGCGGUGAUGGAGGAGAGAGACGGCUCCAUCGCCAAGUGUAAACGUCUGGAACAGGAUCUGAUCCAGGAGAGAGAGCAGAGGGCGACCAAGGAGGAUCUGCUGAGGCUUCAGAGAGAAAGAGGAGGGGCUCUUGAGGACAAGCAGCGCCUGGAGGUGGAGCUACAGGCCCUACGAGCCAAUCACAGCUCUCAGGAUCUCCUCUCUCCUCCUCCCUCAUUACUCGCAAACAGCGCCUCUCCUGCCGGAUCAUUGGUGGACGGCCAUGAAGCCCCACCCCCUCAGGCUGCACACCUGCUGGUCCAGGUGCAGCAGCUUUCAAGGGAGAAGCAGAGCAUGGAGGCGGAGCUUCAGCGCUGUCAGGAGGCGGAGCGAGAAGCCAGUGAGCGAGUCCGCAGGUUGGAGCGGCUCGUGGAGGUUUUGAGGAAGAAGGUCGGGACGGGGAGCCUGCGAGCCGUUAUCUGAUUCCUUCUUCUACCACUAAACUCUUAAAUUUUCUGUUUUAUUUUGUUUUCUCUCAGUUUCAUUUAUGGGGAAAAGAAUCCCAUGGUGCCUAACCUGCAGUAUUCUCACCUUCUAUCUGUCUAAAGAGUUUUAAACACCAAAAAAGUUUGACUUUAAAGAUUUUUGCUCUAAUUUAAAGAUGAUGCUGUGAUCAGCUGAUUUGAUCUCUUUUAUUUUGGUAUUUCCUGUGUAUGGAGCUGAUUUGAUCUCUUUUAUUUUGGUAUUUCCUCCUGAUAUGAUGGGUACUGACAUGUUUUUACUAAAUAUAAUUCUCUGUGUGGUUUUAACGUGAAAUAAAAAGUUUGUGAUAA
This is a messenger RNA of Cheilinus undulatus (humphead wrasse), 2043 nucleotides long. It is a transcript of the gene mipol1, whose product is annotated as mirror-image polydactyly 1. The transcript has 14 exons. The record is from RefSeq and is a predicted model, not a curated record. The coding region runs from base 248 to 1693 and encodes 481 amino acids. NCBI's taxonomy places the organism in Eukaryota, Metazoa, Chordata, Actinopteri, Labriformes, Labridae.